CGCGCUCAGUUCGACGGUGACUUUUACGCUAACCGGUGUACCCGUAUAUCCACAAAGGUGGGCAGUACUUAUACAUACCUGUCUCUUUGGUACGGUGUGGUGUCGAAGUUUACAAGAUCGGUGACCGACCGAUUUUUGCCGGAUCGUCGUUGUUUUUUUGUUAAAUGUCGUGAGUCGUGAGUCGUGAACAAGCUUCCGUAAUAAUUAACAAUAAAAACUUUGCGUUGUGAAAAAAAAGAGUCGGCUCUUCUCUCGUGCCAGUCGUGCCAGUCGUGCCACCGGUGCCACAGUCCUCGCUCAGCAUCAGGUUUACUUAGCAGGCCUCGGCUCUUUGGUAUCGUUUUCGUCGUUUGUCAUUUUCAUUUUGUAUUCAAUAACAAUAUUUACCUACGUAGCUCAACUCAUUCGUCGUCAUUCAACCUGCCACGUAAACUAUUUCUUCGGAUGAUAAGUUAACUCUGAAACUGCAUCAGGUGUGGUAGCAGAGUCAGCUGCAUCAAACUGCGUGUGUACGACGCACGUACGCAUGCACGUCUGCCGCCGUCAUCGUCGUCCUCGUCAUCAUCACCAAGAGCAAAAAUUUUCUCCAAGAACACAAAUAUAGCCUCAGUAGCAGUUCAGCAAUCAUCGUGUAACCUCGUGUUCGUGGAGUUCCUUUCUCUCUCUGCGAAAGGACACUCCCUGUUUACAGUACUUACUACGUAAAAUUAAAAGGAAACAUGUCUGAGACCAAGGAGCAGCCGGUAGCAGCACCGUCGUACUUGGAUCCACUGUACGAUUUCGUGGGUGAAAUCGUACGCAGCCCUGUGAACCUUGCACUAGUUGGUCUCAUUGCUUUACUCGUGUACAAGAUAUACAAGACCAGGAAUCAGCGUUACGAACCGGCACCACCGGUCAAGGAACUACCUAAAAUCAGGCGUGAUUUCACAGUUGAGGAGCUCAAGCCAUACAAUGGUACUGGACCAGAUGGCAGGAUCCUGGUCGCUGUUAAUGGCAAUGUCUUUGAUGUGACCAAGGGUGCUAGGUAUUAUGGACCUGGUGGGCCUUAUUCUGCAUUUGGAGGGCGGGAUGCGAGUCGAGGCUUAGCAACGUUUUCAAUUGAUCCUGGUAAAGAUGCAUAUGAUGAUCUCAGUGACUUAAACUCUGAUGAAAUGAAUUCGGUUAGAGAGUGGGAAGAACAAUUCAAAGAGAGGUACGAUUACGUCGGUAAGCUUUUGAAGCCUGGUGAGCCACACACAAAUUAUGCUGACGAGGAGGAAGAAGAUAGCCAGCAGGAAAGUGAAUUGAAGACGGAUGCAGAAAAGAAAGACGAAUGACCAUUGCAAUGCCGGGCCAAGCUAAAAUUUCGAAUAAUAAUAAACGUGGCACGCACAUUGUUGUCAAGUGAGGAACAAAAAUUUUUCGAAGUAUCAUCGUCGUGCGUGACAAAAAAUUUGUGUAUGUUUAGUUGAAUGUUUUUGCUACCACAUGUACACAUAGGCAUACAUAUUUUACACAUUAAUCGAGUACAAGCGAAAAGUGCAACAAAAAAACAAUACGAAGGAUUGAAGUCGUUGUAGUUUGUACCAAAAGAAAUAGGUCGUUAGUACUAGCUUAAUAAGUGGUACAAGCUCGCGACAUCAUGCAAAUAAUGUUUUCUUUUUAUAAUAUUCUACAUAAUUUAUACAAUAAAAUUCCAAUCAAUUGACAAUUCCUUGUACACUACUCUUUCCUCUUUGGCAUUUGAUUUGUGCUAAUCGACUGUUUACCUAGCUUGUGCAUUCUCCUUUUUGUUCCUUUUUUUUAAGGAAAUAUUACUUUCAAAGUUUUUUUAAGAGCAGUAGGCCUUUACAAACAUAACACAGGUCAAAAGU
Copidosoma floridanum is the source of this 1853-nucleotide messenger RNA. RefSeq names its product membrane steroid binding protein (gene MSBP). NCBI's taxonomy places the organism in Eukaryota, Metazoa, Arthropoda, Insecta, Hymenoptera, Encyrtidae. The record is from RefSeq and is a predicted model, not a curated record. Gene Ontology annotation, cellular component: endomembrane system; endoplasmic reticulum; membrane.